AUGGGGCACGCCAAGCGCUGGCAGUGCCCAUUCAGCCCCGAGGCGGUCUCGUAUCCGUUCAUGCCCCAACAGCCCAUCACGAACGGGCACAUGCGAAUGCCGUUCCCACACCAACAGCCCUUCGUGCCCAGCUCCCAAUCCAUGAUCCCACCGAUGCCAAAGUCCACUCCAAGCUUCACAGAACUCUACGAGCGUCAAAGCCCGGCAUUCCUUUCCCAGCCAAUGCUGGCACCAAAUCCGAGCCAAGGCUUUCCGUCACCCAUGGACUCCAGGAUCUAUCCCCUCUCUACCAACGGCCUCUAUCCUACCGAAGGACCGAACAUGGCUUCAUCGUUCGGCCCGCCCUCGACGGAACCAGCCAAUACCGCUGACCGAUACAUAUCGGACAUAUCACCGGCGCUCCAGGGCGACGGCAGUGUCAAGAUUGAGCGAGCCAGCUCACCGGCUCAUUCUCCGAGUCUCUCGAAGCACUCGGGCUUCUCCUCGGCAUCACCCGUCGAACAUGCUCAGAACUUUUCAUCCAAUGACACGCUCAGGAAUCGGGACCAUAGCGACGAGAACGAUGAUCACGAUCACGAGUCUCACGACUCAAUGAACUGUGAUCCCGAGACCCUCAAGCGCAUCAGAAACACUGAAGCAGCGCGACGAUCAAGGGCCCGGAAGAACCAACGGAUUCAGGUUCUUGAGGACCGGGUCCAGGCGCUUCAGAGCGAAAAGUCCGGCAUCAUUCUCCGACUUGCGGUUCUGGAGUCUGAUAAAGCCUCGUGGGAUCGCAAGCAGCGCGAGUACACUGAGCGGAUUGCCAAGCUCGAGUCGCAGGUGAUGGAAGCGCACCGGACGAUCGCCAGCAUGGGCCGCGGCCAUGGAUAA
Molecule: messenger RNA, 870 nt
Organism: Polychytrium aggregatum
Lineage: Eukaryota; Fungi; Chytridiomycota; Chytridiomycetes; Polychytriales
Exons: 5
Coding region: 1-870 (289 amino acids)
Biological process (GO): positive regulation of DNA-templated transcription
Cellular component (GO): nucleus
Molecular function (GO): DNA-binding transcription factor activity; DNA binding
Source: RefSeq, a predicted model, not a curated record